CUCGUCUAACUUAACGGAUAGCAUCGCAACUCGACCAUUUCCAACCACAGCGCAAGAUAUUACCGUUGAGAAUAUGGUUUCCAUGAUCAAGAUCCAUGGCGCCGGGGUGGCAGCCGUUGCCGUGCUCCUCCUGGUCGCCAUGCUCCCUUCCCAUGCGUCUACGACCAUGGACGAGCCGGCCGUGUACAAGCACGCGGCUCCAGCUCCGUCGCCGACGUCGCCGGCCAAGGCCCAACCGGUGAUCAUGGUCCAGGGCGUCAUCUUCUGCAAGACCUGCAAGCUCCCUGGCUACAACCGUGACAUCGACGCCUCGCCUCUCCCCAACGCGACAGCGAAGCUGGUGUGCUACGGCGGCGGCGGCAAGAGCGGCGGCGCGUACAGGGUGCUGAACAUGACGAGCACGCCGACGGACAAGACCGGCUACUUCCUGUUCAUGGUGUACGACGUGGCCAUGUUCAGCCGGGAGAGCUGCAGGGUGUACCUCCGCACGUCACCCACGGCGCGUUGCGACGCGCCGUCCCUGCCGGCCGACGCCUCGCUGGGGAUCGUGCUCGAGCAGUCGGAGAAGAAGAAGAACGUCUACAGCUCCAAGAGCGUGCUCAUGUACGCGCCGCGCAAGGGCCGCAAGUGCCCGCGUCACUACUGAGACUUGCGUACGUGUGUGAUGAGAUGGAUGCUGGAAUGCACGAGUGCUGUGAGGGACGCUAGUGAUGUUUGAGGUAGGCUCGCACGUAGUCGAAGGCAAUAAUAAGAAGAGAUUGUUGUCGCGCGUAGGUUUCCUUAAUUUCAGUAGAGGAUCGAUCGUAGUUUCAUGUUGGCCGUUGGAGCGGUUGCUCUUCCAUGUGUGACUGUGUGUAACGUCUCCCUUUGUCAGUUUGUUGUUUCGUCGACGAGUUAAUGAGUUAAUUUGGUCA
Molecule: messenger RNA, 914 nt
Organism: Lolium perenne
Lineage: Eukaryota; Viridiplantae; Streptophyta; Magnoliopsida; Poales; Poaceae
Product: non-classical arabinogalactan protein 30
Cellular component (GO): cell periphery
Source: RefSeq, a predicted model, not a curated record